AUGGGCAACACUCAACGGUUGCGGAAAGCUUUGGAAAACACCGAGAACAGUGGAAUCUCGCAGGAGCAAUUGCGACCUGCGGAACUCUCGUUAAGUGCCUCGCGGCGGUCAGAUGCGGCACACGAGGAGCUCGAAGAGGCGAUUGAAACCUGUGAUGCCGAGAACAUUCACAAGUCCUUGGUGGAAGCCUGCAACAACAAUGUCUCAGACAGCGAGCUGAUCUUCCACGCGCGAGAGAUGUUGGACCAUUUGCUUUCCCUUCGGCAGCAGUUGCUGAAGGCUGUUGAGUCGAUGGACCUACAGCGAUUGCAUGUGGCAGUGGAAGAAUCAGCACAGGGACAUGACGGCCUGCCAGAGAAGGAUUUGGCGAGUGCUCUCCGCAUUUUGGACGAGUUGAAGGCCGGAGAACUGGCACGCCUGGAACGACAUCUCAAACAGGCGGCCGAGGCGGAAGACUUCCGCGCCUUGGACUAUUUGCUCCGCCGAGCGGAACAGAACACACACCUUUGUGGCCUCCAGGUGAAGGAGCUGGACCUCGAGCAGUUCCAGCAGCUCGCUCAGAAGCAUCAGGCGCCGACAGAACAUCGAGAAAGUGACGCGGGAGGAUUUGCAUAA
This is a messenger RNA of Durusdinium trenchii, 615 nucleotides long. NCBI's taxonomy places the organism in Eukaryota, Dinophyceae, Suessiales, Symbiodiniaceae. The record is from the annotation of a GenBank genome assembly.